This is a messenger RNA of Truncatella angustata, 4709 nucleotides long. RefSeq lists its product as uncharacterized. Lineage: Eukaryota; Fungi; Ascomycota; Sordariomycetes; Amphisphaeriales; Sporocadaceae. The coding region runs from base 406 to 4386 and encodes 1326 amino acids. The transcript has 12 exons. The record is from RefSeq and is a predicted model, not a curated record.
GGCGGACGCUAGGAGGCUUAGGUUUCAGUAAUUGGGGCGGUGGCUGUUCUGUUAUCGCCAUUCUGAGUUCACGAGAGUACAAGGCUCUUCAUUAUGCUAUCCACUCAUAACCCGAGGGCAGCUCAGGCGUCACGGCUGAAUUUGUCCUCGGCCCUCACAAUUUGCAAUUUUUUGUGUUGAUUUAGUUGAGAGUUGCCAAGUAGGAUCAUGUCUCUUCACGUCCUUGCUGUAGGAUGUCACCCAGACCGGGCGUCAAGACUAGCUGGCAAGCGAGAAUGGAAGGUUAAGAGGGGGCAGAUAAGUAGGGUGGCUAUGUAUUAAGGCUGUCUCAUCCACCUCCCUUCCUGACGACUACCUUCUGUGUUUUGAAUUCCAAGCAACUCGGCCACAUUUUUGAGCUCAUUAAUGGCCAAUAUGUUCGAAGAUAAAUUGAACAGACCCCACCAAUUGGAAUGGCUUGCAGAUCUUCACAAAUCGCAAUGUUUCACCACUAGUGCAACAACAAACCCAGCCAUAUCCAGUGACCUGGGUGUCGAUGGCUUCACAGCUUCCCUCACCAGUCACGGCAUGCUCUUACAAAUCACUGCCCCAGACCCCCACUGCGGUCUGGUCUUCGUGCGGGGCAGAUUUGCGAACAACGCGGGAUCCAUCCUAGCCCGAGCACAAGGCUCUAUUUACCGUCAGAGCAAAGACCUUUUUGGUGCUCGUCUCGCCAGUGCUAAACUCGAUGAAGAUGUCCAAUACGGCGAGAAGAAGGCCCAGGGAUGGGUCAACUUCCGUUGGCCAUAUGUACAAUAUGAGCUGAGAAAGAAAAAUCCGUCGUUGGACCGAACGAUUGGUUUGUAUGAGCAGAUCACAUUUAUUAGAAAUGGGGUAAUAUUCCAAGCUAUCAGACUCAAAUGGGGACGUGAGAAUUCCAUUUCUGACAAUGGAGAUGAUGGCGAAGACACGUCUAAUAUGAUAACCAUCAAUCUUCAAACGGGUGGGCGCGUGCGAUUUGGGUGCCCCUGCUCAGCUACUCAACCACAUACCGCGGACAGCUUCGAGAUCAAAGUUGGGCACACACAAAGUAAGACACUGAGAUGUGAGAGUAGCAAAUAUGAAAAACAACUUGAGACGCAGUUGUUUGUCAACGGCAUUCUUGACGACUUUGCUGGGCAGAGGCCGAGAACAAUAGAGACUGUCGAAGCAGCAGAUAUUACCACAAUACACUCAGUAGAAGUGUCUAUUGGGCAACCGACCUAUAUCGUUUCUGCACUCGCCCUACGUAAUAAAGGUGACGACUGCCUCAGUACGCUAGACGUAGCAUUUUCUGACAUUGAGGACUAUUUGGGUGUCUGUUCGGGGUCAAUUCGUAUGACUGAUAGGCUUUGGACGGGUUUAUGCUCACCUAAUUACGAAGAUGGAGAAGCCGUUGAGCUUUGUGCAGUUGGUAGAUGUGUAGAGCAGAUUCUGGGAGUUGCGGCAUUACCGCAUUACAUGGACAGUUCCAGAGCAUACGGCGGCAGGGAACACAUGCAGGGCACUCAAAUGACCAGUGGUGUCUAUAGAGGUUCCGGAAUCGCCCUGGUGCAAACCAUCAUGACGCCGCAGUUUGUCGACGUGCAGUCAGCAUUCUUCCAAAUUCGAUUUCUAGUCAAAGCACACAAUUUCAUCUCCACGAGAUAUCUAGGAAAAGAUUUACUCGAGACUGAAAUGCCGAUCCACGAAAUUAAGGAGUACUAUCUGAAUAAAAUACGUUACGUACUUGGAGGAGCUAUUCACUGGCUUGUCAACACGGAUUUCAAGAGUAGCAGGCUUCUAUUGGGAAUCAGCGCCAAAGAGAACGAUGAGUCAAAAUCCAUCCCGCCGCCGCGACUCACAGAAUGCGAGCAUGACAGGGCUGAUGCCAGCUUCGAUCGGGACUACAAUCGCAGUUGUUAUGCAACGAUAGCUGUGUGGUAUGUAAUGAAACAUUGUGGCGCUGCUGUAUCAGAAACGUUCAAAACAAAAGUUCUUAUCCCGAAGCUAGCCUUGGCAUAUCAAUCAGUCCAGUCCCGAGCGAUCCGAGAUCAAGAUUCGACAUCAAAAAACGACAUAUUACAGUGGUACCACAUGAGUACUUUGUUUUUGAUAUGUAGUCAGGCCCUUGCAGUGAGCCCUAAUGGCCUGCCAGUCGACCCAUUUGGCAUGGCUGGGGUGAAACGUGAAGAUUUGCUGCACACUCAACAGCGCUUCCAGAAAUAUGCAUCGAGACUCAAAGGCAACAAGGGUAAAUACUACUCCCCCAGACAUGAGGAGCUGGACCGCAUCGUCUUGCUUGGAGAGGAGUUGGAUCUUCAAUCUAUCGGCGACAAUAUUGCUGCAGCUGCUGCGAUUGCGCAGAUCAAGUCGCGUGCAGAUCAGACCCGGGCACGUCUCGAGGCUAGAACCCGCACAGGAAGGUUCAAUCAAGGCCCUACAGCGCGGAACGCUCGGUAUGAACCACUGAAUAGUCCUUGGGAAUUGCUAUGUACGAAUCACGAGCUCUACCUGCGAACAGCGCCCAAAAGUAGUACAGAAAGUGCCCGGAACAGGGUAUUCCAGUUCAUGACUUCUGACUAUUCAUUUAUGGCGUCUUGGGACAGAUCGGAUGGUGAUAUGGUUGCUAAGUGGUGGGACUUCGAGCCAAGCGCUAUUGUUUGCGCAACUAUACUUGAUUUGAAAACCGAAGGAAAGCUGCCUUCAGCAGAUAUGAUUGUUAAACGACAUGAAAAUCGAAUGAUGCCUGUCGAGAUUAUUACUGAAAACACGAUGAAAUUUUUUCGGAACACCAACGAUUUGGAAAUGCCGUUUGACUGGACCAUAUUUAAGCCUAGGAAUGAAUUUCACUCUCAUUGGUGGACGCACUCACUUGACGAUACACCAGAGGUUUACGAAGUCAAACAAACGAAGAAUGUUGACGAACAAAAGAACAUCAUCCACUAUCUUCAAGACCGUGACAGGGACAACACGAUUAUUGAAGAUUCUGUGUACUCGGAAAUGAAUAUCAACACGAAGAUCAAACCUAAAGAUUUGCUGGCGCUGAGCUGCUUUGAUUUGUGUCAUACGGAUCAGGCUGAUCUUUUGCUACGUGACAUCACAAGUUUGGCGAACCCAAGCAAUCCACAGGUCGAGGCGCAUUAUCAGACUAUGAUACUGAAGUUGCGUGAUAGUCUUGUCGACCUGGACGUAAAGCAUCGAAUCCUUUUCGCUAGUAAAGUCACGCCGGCGCUCGUCGGUGCUACGUUGUAUCUUUGGCAUCCGCAGGCCCUGAGUGCAUUCGAUGACUAUUUCGGGCCAAACUCGCGAUUUAUGGAUAGUCGCGAGGGAAUGUCGUGGACAACAAGCAUAAACAUUUCGCAUUGGCUCAUUUCAGAGGGCUCGAUUGAUAGUAUUUGGGAAAACAGUUUCCAUGAAGGUAGAAACUAUGGUAACUUCCCCCCUGACACGAUUCCUGUAAUAGCAGAGCUUCAGAAGGAAUGUAUACUCGAGGAGCGGUCAUCGUUGCUGGUAUUUACAGGCGACUCAUUGGGCCACUUGUGGAUAUGUUCCAUGUGGAGCUCACUCGUCGAACCUGAUGCCCUACGGGCUGUUGUUGCUGGGGACAUCCGCCGAGUUCAACAGAUAUUCAUACAUCAGCAGAGUACUGGGAGAUGUCUUGUUUUCCUCAUCCUCCUUGGUCAUAUAUGCGAGAAUCUAGCUGUUGAGUACGAAAGAAUCUUAAAACGCCUUGGGCUAGUGGUCGGUCUUGGAGAAGAAGUGCUGCUACGAGGCAUUGAUUGGGCUUCCACACAGACCCUAGAACGGCUCAAAAAGAUGCUUUGGGGCCUUGAGGCUCUACGGGCUUUUGACGAGCGGCUUUCAGCUUCAAUCCACCAGAUCGAACGAGCAACCGAGGCGUUGGGCCGUAGUGCUGCCAAGGAAUCAAGUAAUCAGGUUACGGAUCUGCUACAUGAAUAUCAGCAGACUCUCGAUGAGUUCACUAGACGAUUCGAUAUGCUUUCGGAUGUCGAUCUGAGAACAAAAUUAAAAAUAAAACAAGUCAUCAGCCUUCGCGAUGGUAUAUCGACCGUCACAAAUGUUGCAGACAGCAGAGCAGCACUUGAAACCGCACGAAUUACAGUAAAUCAGGGUAAAAAUAUCAGAACGCUGACAUAUAUCACUGUAGCAUACUUGCCUGUGGGGUUUGUCACGGGGUUGUUUUCUGUGUCGCAUGCGCCGUUUAUGGACAGUGCGGGCAACCUUGCCUUUGCACUUCUUAUGACGAUCACCAUACUGGUCACCUAUAUGAUCGCGCUCUUUCUGCAAAACGUCAUUGAUCAAUGGCCGAAUGUGUCUUGGCAGAAGCGGAAACCGAGCAAUGGUGUUGGUUUCGUGGGUGUGUAGUCAUUUCCAAAUUGACUACCAAAAUGAUUUAUAUUCACAAAUGGAGUUAGUGAGGUGGAUGAUUUCCAUAGUUGUUUCGGAAAAUCACCAAACCCUGUUUCCUGUUGUUCUGCUCGAAUUAAUCCCACUGCUACCAUUCUGAAGCAGAGUGCACUGCCAAACAGGAGUUAUCCAACUUUGAGGAUUCUAUGUUCACAAAUACAGCAUGUUAUGCUCAUCAACCGUUCUUGCUAAAGAAGGCUGAUUCUAUCCAUAAGUGGUGUCUCUAGCAUGUGUUGCUCGCUUGACGAACUACGCUCUCGGAUAAGCGAGUUUGAACAGCA